UCUCCAUUACAGAAGGUAGGGGGACACUAUUUAUAUCCCGCGCGAAUUCAUAAUUGCAUUAGUCAAGUAGCGAGCAUCUUGAGCAAAUCCGCAAUGAGCUCCUUGCAAUGGCUGCUCUGUUUAGCACUCCUCGCACAGUGUGCUAGGGCAAAAAACUAUGGAAUACGAGGAACUAUCGAAUUGGUGGAUUACUCUGGCAAGGAAUUAUUGGAAUUUGCUGCAAAAGAACAGCCACCGGAAGACGAUACCGAUUUGGAGGAUGAUUUUUCUUACAACGAAGCUGAAACCCAACGAUUUCUGGAAGAGGUAUUGCGCGACGAUAAUGACUCGGAUGCAGAUACCGAAUUGAAGAGUGGCACUGCUAGCAAAAAUGAGAUAUCGUGUACGGCUGGAAAUCUAGCCCGAGUAAACGAAGAGCAGAGAUCAAAUUCGAAUUAUACGCAACGACGCGCAAGAAUAUUGGGUGGAACUGAUGUGAAUGGUGGGGUAAAUGUGCUGUUCACUUACAACGUCUUAGUGGUAGGCGCUCCUAUCCUCGGCACGCAAAAUAAGUUCUGCGGAGGUGCUAUUUUAUCGAAAUUCUGGGUGCUUACUGCCGCCCAGUGCGUCGUAGGGGUCGCUCCUAUUACCGUAAUUGCUGGCGCAUCAACUGAUCCUCAGGUAACUGGACUCCCCGCAAUCCCUGCUACCCCUUACGUUCACCCCGAUUUCGUUCUAAAUACUUUGAAAAAUGAUAUUGCGCUACUUAAGCUGAUUAAACCCCUAGCAUUUGGAGCGGCGGUUAGUUCAAUCUUACUUUCGACCAUCAGUGUGGCUACCUUAAGUGGAGUUGAUUUAAGGACCUUUGGAUGGGGACCUGAAGACGAUUCCCAAGCAUUACCAGCAACUCCUCCCUUGAAUUUUGUCGACGUGAGAGUUGUGCCUAAAGCCACGUGCCAAACACAAACACAAGAAACGUACGUGACGUACCCAGGAAACACUGGGUGUUUGAGCACCGCCUCCGCAACCGAAGGCUUUUGUUUUGCUGAUGCUGGUGGACCUGUCGUUUACAUCGAUGACGUAGCUGGAACUGAGAAAAUUGUUGGUAUUAAUUCAUACAAUUUGCCCUGUCCCAGCCUCUAUCCAAGUUCAUUCACUCUCGUGUCACCUUACUUGAAAUGGAUCAAGUUAACGACAAAGCUGGCAUUCACAUAAUUUAAACAUAAUGUUUUAGGUUUACAAACUGAUUUUGUAAAUAAAAACAAAACAUAAUAAGAAUCACAAAAUACAACAAAUGUAUUGUUCUUGGUUUUUGUUCAAAUAAAUAUUAAAAACAAUGUGAAUAAAA
Cloeon dipterum is the source of this 1327-nucleotide messenger RNA. RefSeq names its product brachyurin-like. Gene Ontology annotation, biological process: proteolysis. The transcript is spliced from 8 exons. The coding region runs from base 94 to 1194 and encodes 366 amino acids. Lineage: Eukaryota; Metazoa; Arthropoda; Insecta; Ephemeroptera; Baetidae. Gene Ontology annotation, molecular function: serine-type endopeptidase activity. The record is from RefSeq and is a predicted model, not a curated record.